AUGGAGAUCGUCCACGUUUACACUCGUGUCCGCAGUGACUUCGGGAGGCCGUGUCUUUUCUCUGACCGAGGCCCAGAGCUGAGUCUGGACCUGAGGCCGGACCCGAGUCUCACACAAGAGUUUAUCCAGAGAACGACCCGGGACCAGGCCACACAGGCCCGGACAGACAUGUCCGAGCACCAGGUGAACACCGAGCGCUUUGUGACUGAGAGCCGUGGAAUGAACCACACGGAGGGGGGCUGGCCUAAAGACGUGGACCCCAACGAGAUGGAACAGACCAUCCGCUUCCGCAAGAAAGUGGAGAAGGAUGAGGGCUUUAUGAACAGCAUCCCACAGCUGGGCAGUGUCAUGGGACACUGUCUCCAGCAGAACAACGCUCUGGACAUUUUCCAGGAGUACUGCAGUGAGGAGGACGAGGGGGAGGUUGUGGAGCCGCCGUCAGCCAAAACCAUCAACAUUUUUAGAGACCCAAACGAGGUGAGGCGCACAGUCACAUGUCUGUCCUGGCACCCGGACGGAGGGAAAAAGUUGGCAGGUGCUUACUCCUGUCUGCACUUCCAAACGUCACAGUCCAACAUGUGUGAGGACUCCUACAUCUGGGACAUCGAAAACCCAAAUCGUCCAGAGUUAACGCUGAAGCCGGUGUCUCCUCUCGUCUGCAUCGAAUACAAUCCCAAAGACCCCCACACUCUGGUGGGAGGCACGUACAGUGGACAGAUCGCGUACUGGGACACUCGUCGUGGCAGUCUGCCCGUGGAGCUGUCCUCGGUGGAGCACAGUCACAGAGACCCGGUUUAUAAAAUCAUCUGGCUCCAAUCCAAAACUGGGACAGACGCUUUCUCUGCUUCCACAGACGGACAGGUGCUGUGGUGGGACGUCCGGAGGCUGACUGAACCCACUGAGCGCCUGGUGUUGGACCCAGGCCGAGAAGGAAAUAUGGAACGAGCUUUGGGAGCUCUGUGUCUGGAGUAUGAGCCGACCAUGCCCACUAAGUUCAUGGUGGGGACGGAGCAGGGGGUGGUGUUGUCCUGUAACAGGAAGGCGAAGACCCCCGCAGAGAAGAUCGUGUGCACGUACGAGGGUCACCUCGGCCCCGUGCAGGCUCUUCAUCGUAACCCCUUCUUCCCCAAAAACUUCCUGACCGUCGGAGACUGGGCGGCGCGCAUCUGGUCUGAGGACAUCAGGGACUCGGCCAUCAUGUGGACCAGGUACCAGAUGUCGUACCUCACAGACGCGUGCUGGAGCCCCGUGCGGCCCUCCGUGUUCCUCACCUCAAACAUGGGCGGUGUGCUGGACGUGUGGGACGUUCUGUUCAAGCAGAAUGAGCCCACCCUGUCUGUCAAGGUGUGUGACGAGCCCCUGUACUGCCUUCAGAUUCAGGACACUGGUCGUUUGGUGGCCUGUGGCUCUCAGGGCGGCUCUGCUACACUUCUGGAGUUCUGCUCAGGACUGUCCUCUCUGCAGAAGAACGACAAGACCCUACUGGCAGCAAUGUUUGAGCGGGAGGCCAAGCGUGAGAAAAUCCUGGAGGCCCGUCAGAGAGAACAGCGUCUGAAAGAGCGCAGUCGAUCUGAGCAGAGCGACGCCGGGCGCGACGCCAUCGAUGCCAUUGACGCUCAGAGUGUGCAGCAGCUCAUGGCCCGGGCGGAGGAGGACUUCUUCAGUGUGGUGGAGGCGGAGCUGCGGCGCCGGGAUGACACCCACCAGGACAAAGACAAAGUAAACGGAGGAGAAGCGGCGCAAUGA
Molecule: messenger RNA, 1746 nt
Organism: Periophthalmus magnuspinnatus
Lineage: Eukaryota; Metazoa; Chordata; Actinopteri; Gobiiformes; Gobiidae
Gene: dnai2b
Product: dynein, axonemal, intermediate chain 2b
Exons: 12
Coding region: 1-1746 (581 amino acids)
Biological process (GO): cilium movement; outer dynein arm assembly
Cellular component (GO): outer dynein arm
Molecular function (GO): dynein heavy chain binding; dynein light chain binding
Source: RefSeq, a predicted model, not a curated record